Messenger RNA from Mollisia scopiformis, 1542 nucleotides. RefSeq names its product MFS multidrug transporter-like protein. NCBI's taxonomy places the organism in Eukaryota, Fungi, Ascomycota, Leotiomycetes, Helotiales, Mollisiaceae. Gene Ontology annotation, molecular function: polyamine transmembrane transporter activity. The transcript is spliced from 2 exons. The record is from RefSeq and is a predicted model, not a curated record. Bases 1 to 1542 code for a protein of 513 amino acids. Gene Ontology annotation, biological process: transmembrane transport; intracellular polyamine homeostasis.
AUGACCACUACUGUGCAACGCACCAGAUCCCGCUCUUCGUCGUUCUCGCCUGAGCCUGUCGUUGUACCGAGAUCGAAGAGAAGAGGUUUGUUGGCGAGGUUCACUUUGAUUCCUGAGGUGGAGGAACCGUAUGACUAUAAACGAAGCACGAAGUGGUUCAUUACGUUCCAAGUCGCCAUUGCUGCCGCAGCUGCGCCGAUGGGGAGUGCCAUUCUGUUGCCUGCUCUCCCACAACUGGCUUCAGACCUCCACAGUACGCCAACAAUCACCAAUUUGUCGGUGGCCCUCUACAUGCUAAGCAUGUCCAUCUUCCCGCUAUGGUGGUCGUCCUUCAGUGAAACCCUUGGUCGCCGCUCCAUCUAUUUGGUCUCAUUCGCCCUCUUUACACUCUGGAACAUCAUCUCCGGUAUCUCGACGUCCAUGGGCAUGCUCAUCGUGAUGCGAAUGCUCGGCGGCGGCGCCUCAGCAUCUGUUCAAGCAGUGGGAGCCGGUACCAUUGCUGAUAUAUGGGAGGUAAAGGAGCGUGGUAGGGCAAUGGGUAUCUUCUAUCUCGGACCAUUGUUGGGACCUCUGCUUGCACCAAUUAUCGGUGGGGCUUUGAGUCAGAAAUGGGGAUGGAGAAGCACGCAGUGGUUCCAGGUGAUCUAUGGCGGGAUCCUGUGUGUCUUGCUCGCCUUUUGUCUCCCCGAGACGCUUGCUAGGAAGACGCCUCCGGUUCCAGAUAUUCAGGCUGGAGACGAGAAGUCUGACGCCCGUUCUCAAUUGACCCGGAUCUCGACGAGACAAUCAGUCCAUCUCAAAACCAAAAAGGCCGCGGCAAUCUUCAAGCGCUGUAUUAUCGACCCUUUGAGUGUGUUGGCUUUCCUCCGAUUCCCGGCUGUUCUCAUCACCGUCUAUCUGGCCUCCGUAACCUUCGGCUCCCUCUACAUCCUGAACAUUUCCAUCCAACAAACAUUCUCUUCUGCUCCAUACAACUUCUCAGUCAUUAUCCUCGGACUUCUCUACAUCCCCAACUCGCUAGGCUACAUUUUCGCCUCCAUCAUUGGAGGUAGAUGGGUAGACCACAUCAUGCAUCGCGAAGCCCGAGCCGCUGGCCGCUACGACGAGCACGGGAAGUUGAUCUUCAGACCAGAAGACAGAAUGAGAGAGAAUGCGUGGAUAGCAGCCGUCAUGUUUCCGCUUGCAUUGAUCUGGUACGGAUGGAGUGCCGAGAAAGGAGUCCAUUGGAUCGUGCCUAUGAUUGCCAACUUCUUCUUCGGUCUCGGAAGCAUGAUCAUAUUCGGGGUCGCAACCACGAUGCUGACGGAGUUCAUGCCGAAGAGAAGCAGUAGUGGUGUUGCAGUCAAUAACUUCGUGAGGAAUAUCUUCAGUUGCGUGGGAGGUAUCAUUGCACAACCCAUUAUUUCGGCGAUUGGGGAUGGGUGGUUGUUCACCAUUGUGGGGAUUAUUUGCUUGAUCAGUGCCACUUCCGUAGUAUGGGCCAUGAGAAGAUUUGGUCCGAAAUGGAGACUGGUGAUGGACGAAAAACUAUCGAAGUUGUGA